Danio aesculapii is the source of this 2660-nucleotide messenger RNA. Its product is annotated as sushi, von Willebrand factor type A, EGF and pentraxin domain-containing protein 1. The coding region runs from base 82 to 2586 and encodes 834 amino acids. Lineage: Eukaryota; Metazoa; Chordata; Actinopteri; Cypriniformes; Danionidae. The transcript is spliced from 16 exons. The record is from RefSeq and is a predicted model, not a curated record.
UGUAUGCGAGCGCAUUGUUAUUUGUUUUAACGUUACCUCAGACUUUCUUCACUCUCCUUCAGCCUACAGACUGCCGUGAAUAUGGCGAUUGUUUGGAGGAAUGCGCUCGUACUUGUUUUUGUACACUUUGUAGUGUCUCAAACACGCUUCCGAUGUGGCGAACCACCAAAAUACCCUGAUAAACAGCUGGACAUUAAAUAUAUCUACAGACCAGUAUUCAAUCAUCAAGAAAAAGUGUCUUAUAGAUGUGAUCGGGGUCACGUGCCAUCAGAUGGAAGCCGUAUAUCAUUCUGUAAGAGAGGACGCUGGACACCCUUGACCCUGAAAUGCCAAAAGGUCAAAUGCAACGGGUUAGCAGAUAUCGAGAACGGGCAGUACAGACAAGAAGGACAGUCAUACGGAGAUAAAGCUAUGGUUAUCUGUAAUCAAGGAUAUGUUUUAAGAGGAGUAAAAUUCCGCAUAUGUCUGGAAAAUGGCUGGAGUGGUACAGAUCCUGUCUGUCUGGCACCAAAAGUCACCUGUUCAGCACCUAGAGUAGAAAACAGAGGGAUUAAACCUGGAGAAAGGACACAUUACACACCGCAAGACACUGUGAGAAUCACCUGCAGUGAAGGAUUCGAUUUGAUUGGCUCCUCGGUGGUCACAUGUGGACCAGAUGGCCAAUGGCGGGACUUGCCGGAGUGUCAUCGUAAAGUGCCAAAGAUAAUCUGUUCAGCACCUGCUGUGGAAAACAGAUGGAUAAAACCUGGAGAAAGCACACAAUUCACACCGCAAGACACUGUGAGCAUCACCUGCAAUGAAGGGUUUGAUCUGAUUGGUUCAUCUGUGGUUACAUGUGGACCAGACGGCCAAUGGCAGGACUUGCCAAAGUGUCACCGUAAAGUAAUCCUCUGCUCUGCACCGGCUGUGGCAAACGGAAGAAUCAAUGCAUUUGGCAACCAGUACAAGCCCAAAGACACUGUGAGCAUCACCUGCAGCGAGGGCUUUGAACUGAUUGGCUCACCGCAAGUCACAUGUGGACCAGACGGCCAAUGGCAAGGCUUACCUGAGUGUCGCCCUAAAAAACGUUUAGCUAAUGUAAUCCUCUGCUCUUCACCGGCUGUGGCAAACGGAAGAAUCAAUGCAUUUGGUAACCAGCACAAACCUAAAGACACUGUGAGCAUCACCUGCAGCGAGGGCUUUGAGCUGAUUGGCUCACCACAGGUCACAUGUGGACCAGACGGCCAAUGGAAAGGCUUGCCUGAGUGUCGCCCUAAAAGACAUUUAGCUAACAUAAUCCUCUGCUCUUCACCGGCUGUGGCAAAUGGAAGAAUCAAUGCAUUUGGCAAUCAGCACAAACCCAGAGACACUGUGAGCAUCACCUGCAGCGAGGGCUUUGAACUGAUUGGCUCACCGCAGGUCACAUGUGGACCAGACGGCCAAUGGCAAGGCUUGCCUGAGUGUCGCCCUUUAAGACGUUCAGUUAAUGUAAUCCUCUGCUCUGCACCGGCUGUGGCAAACGGAAGAAUCAAUGAAUCUAGCAACCAGCACAAACCCAAAGACACUGUAAGCAUCACCUGCAGCGAGGGCUUUGAACUGAUUGGCUCACCCCAGGUCACAUGUGGACCAGACGGCCAAUGGCAAGGCUUGCCUGAGUGUCACCCUAAGAAACUUUUAGUUAAUGUAACCCUCUGCUCUGCACCCGCUGUGGCAAAUGGAAGAAUCAAUGAAUUUGGCAACACGUUCAAACCCAAAGACACUGUGAGCAUCACCUGCAGCGAGGGCUUUGAACUGAUUGGCUCACCGCAGGUCACAUGUGGACCAGACAGCCAAUGGCAAGGCUUGCCUGAGUGUCACCCUAUAAGACGUGUAGCUAAUGGUAAAUGUGGUCCACCUCCAUCAUAUGUCCAUCGCAAUGUGUUCUUCAGAGACGGGACGCCUGCACUGGCCGAGUACUCGUCCGGUGCGCGUAUUCGGUAUAAAUGUAAUCUAGGACUCCGCCGAGCCUCUGGUAGUGACAUCAUACGCUGUCAGGGUGGAGAGUGGACAAAACUGGCACUCCGAUGUCAACGGAAAAGCUGUGGUUCUGCUGGAGAGAUUUCCUUCGGCCGCUUUCAGUACACCGGAGUGUCAUUUGGAGAUUCAGCUAGAGCCAUCUGUCAGGAAGGGUAUGAGCUGAUUGGUCCAGAGGAGAGAGUCUGUCGAGAUGGAGGAUGGGAUGGAAGGACCCCUGUGUGUGAACCUGUUUACUGUCCUCCUCCACCUGAGGUCAGAGACGCAGAGGUUUCAGACUUCAGGAAUGAAGAUGUUCCUGUCGGGCACAUGGUGUCGUAUCACUGUCAGACUGGAGCUCUGAUCGGGACUCGAGAUUUAUACUGUACCCCCAACGGCACCUGGAGUGGUCCUGCUCCUCUCUGUAAAGACAUCAGCUGUCCUCAUCCUAAUGUUCCUCGUGGAUACAGAAUGAGGGGCUUCCGGUCAGUCUAUAAAUACGGGAACUCUGUCACCAUCGCCUGCAGUCCUGGAUUACGACUCUACGGGGAAAGUUUCGUCACUUGUGGAGCAGACGGAAACUGGACACCAAAACUACCAGAGUGCCGGAGAUGAAACGCAGACCAGUAAUUCACAACACAGCCAUGCGCAAGUCAGAAAAAAGCUUUUCUCAUGCUGUAGCUCAUUCA